This is a messenger RNA of Onychomys torridus (southern grasshopper mouse), 5256 nucleotides long. It is a transcript of the gene Acot11, whose product is annotated as acyl-CoA thioesterase 11. Gene Ontology annotation, cellular component: extracellular exosome. The coding region runs from base 175 to 1959 and encodes 594 amino acids. NCBI's taxonomy places the organism in Eukaryota, Metazoa, Chordata, Mammalia, Rodentia, Cricetidae. The record is from RefSeq and is a predicted model, not a curated record. The transcript is spliced from 16 exons. Gene Ontology annotation, molecular function: lipid binding; thiolester hydrolase activity.
CAUGGGGCGGAGAUCUAACAGCUGGCUCCGGAGGGAGGGCCGGAGCUUGGGAGGAGGAGCCCUGAGAAGCCGGCUGCUUUGGGAGCUGCUGGCCGCCUGUGGCUCAGGUGACCAGAGGCCCUCUAGGAGCGUGCAGACCCCCCAGAGCCUGGCCACCCAGCGGGCGGAGCCGCAAUGAUCCAGAAUGUGGGAAACCACUUGCGAAGGGGUUUUGCCUCUAUGUUCUCUGCUCGCACAUCCCGGAAGUCAGUCUCACACCCAGAGCGCGGAGACGAUUCCGCCAUGGCAGAGGAUGAGGAGUACCGGAACGCCACAGAGGUGCAGAUGAGCCAGCUGGUGCUGCCCUGCCACACUAACCACCGUGGGGAGCUGAGCACUGGACAGUUGCUCAAAUGGAUUGACACCACAGCCUGCCUGUCAGCGGAGAGGCAUGCUGGCUGCCCCUGUGUCACGGCGUCCAUGGAUGACAUCUACUUUGACCAUACCAUUAGUGUCGGCCAAGUGGUGAACAUCAAGGCCAAGGUGAACCGGGCCUUCAACUCCAGCAUGGAGGUGGGCAUCCAGGUGGUCUCCGAGGACCUGUGCUCUGAGAAGCAGUGGAAUGUGUGCAAAGCCUUGGCCACCUUUGUGGCCCACUGGGAGCUCUCCAAGGUGAAGCUGAAACAGGUCAUACCAUUGACAGAGGAGGAGAAGACGGAGCACGGGGUGGCAGCUGAGCGCCGGCGCAUGCGGCUGGUCUAUGCAGACACCAUCAAGGACCUCCUGAGCCACUGUGCCAUCCAGGAGGAUCUAGACAAGGACUGCGAUAAUAUGGUGCCAGCAGAGAGGACCCGAGUGGAGAGCGUGGAACUGGUGUUGCCUCCUCAUGCCAAUCAUCAGGGCAAUACCUUUGGGGGCCAGAUCAUGGCCUGGAUGGAGAACGUGGCCACCAUUGCAGCCAGCCGGCUCUGUCAUGCCCACCCUACACUCAAGGCCAUCGAGAUGUUCCAUUUCCGAGGCCCGUCACAGGUGGGGGACCGUCUGGUGCUCAAGGCCAUCGUGAAUAACGCCUUCAAGCAUAGCAUGGAGGUGGGCGUGUGCGUGGAGGCUUAUCGCCAGGGGGCCGAGACCCAGCGACGGCAUAUCAACAGUGCCUUCAUGACCUUUGUGGUCCUGGACAAAGAUGACCAGCCUCAGAAGCUGCCCUGGAUUCGUCCCCAGCCUGGGGAGGGGGAACGGCGAUACCGAGAGGCCAGUGCCAGGAAGAAGAUCCGCCUGGACAGGAAGUACCUUGUGUCCUGUAAGCAGGUAGAAGUGGCCCUGUCUGUCCCCUGGGAUCCUAGCAACCAGGUGUACCUGAGCUAUUACAACGUGUCCUCUCUGAAGACACUUAUGGCCAAGGACAACUGGGUGCUGUCGGUGGAGAACCGUGAGGUCCGCCUGUACAUCCUGGAGGAGGAGUUCCUGUCCUUUCACUUGGAGAUGGUGGUGCAUGUGGACGCUGCCCAGGUCUUUACGCUGCUCUCGGACCUGCGCCGGAGGCCAGAGUGGGACAAGCAUUACCGGAGUGUGGAGCUAGUGCAGCAGGUAGAUGAGGAUGACGCCAUCUACCACGUCGUCAGCCCUGCCCUGAGUGGUAAUACCAAGCCCCAAGACUUUGUGAUCCUGGCCUCCAGGCGGAAGCCUUGUGACAAUGGGGACCCCUACGUCAUUGCACUGAGGUCAGUCACACUGCCCACGCACCCCGAGACACCAGAAUAUCAACGUGGGGAGACUCUUUGCUCAGGCUUCUGUCUGUGGCGUGAGGGGGACCAGUUGACUAAGGUUUCUUACUACAAUCAGGCCACCCCCGGCUUUCUCAACUAUGUGACCACCAAUGUGGCCGGCCUGUCCACGGAGUUCUACAAUACUUUCAAGGCUUGUGAGAGUUUCCUGUUGGACAACCGGAAUGACCUGGCCCCCAGCCUCCAGACCCUCUAGGCACCACUCCACCCUGCCCCAGGUCUUACACAGUGCGUGGAGCAAAACAGAGGCAUUUAUUCACCCUGACUCCCCAGGGAAGCCUUCCACAUUAGAUGUCCAGUCCUACUGGGUGCUCAGUUCCUGCUCACAUCUGCCAGCAAGUCUUCUCGGUACUCCUCGGGUAUCCUGUAAUAGACUCGGGUCCUGUCCAUGGCCCUGGCCACCCACAAGCCAGCCCACACAUCUGCAUAGCUGUUCCCAGCCCUGCUGUGGUGUACCGUCAGAGUGGUUCGAGGGGAGGCGGCCAGUAGCCUGGCCACAGUUUUGGCUGUGCUCCGGCCCAGUGGCCCAGCCUGCAGCUGGAAGGACACAGGUUGCCAGAGUCCCUGACACAGCUCCAGCAUAUCUGUGACCAUCUGCUCCCGAUAGCCACUGCCCAGCACCUCUUCAGGCCAGCCUGGUGCCACGGUGACAUGGGGGAAAAUUUCAGCCACAGCUGUAAGCAACUCUCUGCCGGCCACGUGGCCAGGGACCACAAAAUUACCAUGUGAGAUUGUGGCCCCCACCCACACAGGCCAGGGCAGCUCGCCAAGGGCGGAGAGGUGUGCCAGCGUGGCCAGGGAUGGCCGGAGAGCUGCAGGUUCCACUAUGUUCACAUGGAUGCCCCAGCGCCUGGGGUGAAUAGCCAGCUGCCGCAGACAAGACUCCAGCGUCAGAACAGAACCACCCGGGGCACGCAGGCUGGGCACAGGGGUCCCAGCUUCAGGUUCCUGCAGGCCAACAUUCAGCAGGAUCAUGCCUUCUCUGUCUGGAAGAGGCAACAGUGUUUGGAGUACCUGUCAUUAUGGGAUGUCAGUGUCUCUUGGUAAAGGGGCAGUGGAGGUUGUGGGGACAGACAGGGGAACUGGUGCCAGCCAUGCUUGAAUCUGCCAGCCCCAUCCCAGGGCUCCAAAUGUUGUGACCGGUGACUCUCAGGCAGGCAUGAAAAUUGCUGGCUCAGUUCUUGGCCUUCUUAGGGACUCAGAGCUGGGUCACCACCCACUCUAGUCCCAGUGUGGCUGGGGACUCAAGGCUGCUGCUGCUGGUCUAAGGCCAGGGGUUCCUGCUCUUGACAUUAUUCCUCCCACUUUGUACCCAGUGCGUGGCAUAUCGUGUUGCCAUAGUAACAGAGAGCGAAGUUACCCACCCAAGCAAAUGACAGACCUGGGUUAGCCAGGAGCUCUGGGGCUGCAGGCAGACUCACCAGGAGCAAUAAUGGCUGCUGCUCUGCUGCCGUUCGCUUCCAGAACCAGCCACUCUACCUCUAGACCAUCACCCCCGGGCUGCUGGAGAAGAGGGAUCAGGCUGCCACCUGUGUAGAAGGUCCGCUUCCGGGUGGUGUUCACUGUGGGACCCAAGAUUGCCAAGGUGAAAGGACCACUCUCCAUGGUUACGCCCUGGCUCGCCUGCAUCCUCAGCCCUGUGGCUGUCAGUUCCCUCUUGGAUAGACUCGAAGUCAUUGUCUCAAGGUCUGACAACCAGUAAACAGAGUUUACUGGGCCAGAAACCAACUGGAGCUAGAGCUGGAGGAUCCCAAAGCUGCUCUUCCCCACUUCCCGGACAUGGCUCCCUCAAUAGGAGUGGCAUCUGAUGUGACCCCUUGCGAUGGCUUAAGCGCAGGUGCCCCUAGACUCAGGGUCUGCUUGGUGGCACCUGGCUUAUGAGUUAGUGGGCACAGAAGAGGGUUGAUUGGCUAGGUUCCCAUCAACUGUACUUCUAUAAAUUCUGUGUGGUUUUGGACCUCCAUUUCCCUAUUGACCAGACUCCUGCUUUGUGGACAGUUGAAGCUCGGUAGUCUACUAUCCCAGGGUCAGGAGACACAGUCUCAGAAUGAUUCCUGUUUCCUGUCCCACUCAGAGGUUUCUUCCCCUUCUAGACCUCCCUACCUCUACUCCCAUGCCCAACCAAGGCUGCCCUGAGCAGAACCCAGCCUACACCUCCCCUUCGAGGUCCCCUUCCUACAGGCCAGCUGCUUGAACUGCGACAAGACAGGCUCAAAGAGGUCAUAGUAGAUUUGGUGGGUGGCACUGUUGUCCCGGAUGAAGAGGAGAUCGUCUACCGACACGGGGUCCGAAGCGCUCUGCCACAGUGUCAGGCUGUACCUGGGACCAGAGAGCUGACUCAGUACCCUCCUGGGCCCAGAAAGGCCCUCGGCUCUACUCCUGUGUUCAGAACUGAAUGCCAGCUGAGCCCAGGAGUGGAACAUCUGUCCUCCAGCUUCCCACUAGCCUCUUGAGUACCAUCCCUUCCAGGGGAUAAUGGGAAGCAGGGGUCCAGGGGGUGGGAGGAUGUGCGCACUUGGGAUGUCUAUUCCUGAGUUUCCUACCAAUGGAAGCAGUGAAACAGUUUGUCAACAGAGGAGUACAAGCCGGAGGCAGGGCAUUGUAGGAGGUUGUUUUGACCACUGGGGCCAGGACAAGAUGAUCUAUAGGACCCCUCCCGCCAUGUUCAUCUUGGAUCAGAGCCCAGGAUAGGUUUGGAACCAGAGGAGGGUGUUUCACCUCUCAGAUUGGCCCAGGAGCCAGCUGAAGUGGGGCCAGGCAGCCCGUGCCAUGGAAGCCCGAAUUGGGAAGGUGACCCUCUGAGGCAGCGCUCCCACCAUCUCCUGCAUUUUCUCCACCAUGGCUCGGGUGUACGUGCUGUUUGGCAACUGAGGCACGUAAAGAGUGGUGAAGCCAGGAGAGAUGGUGACCUCUGGGUACUUCUCCUGGACAAGCGCCAGGAACCUGCAGAGAACAGAGCAAUCCAUCUUUGUAGGCCACUUUGGUCCCUCCUUGUAGGCUCUUGUCACAGGGAGAGGGGCAGUCAGGUCUGUGGAGUUUGUGCUUGCAGGAUGCCAACAGAGCUCUAAAGAACAGCAGUGGUUUGCACGUGCUCCUGCUGAUAUCACCACCCUGUGCAGUCAGGGAGGUCUGGGCUCACGUCCCUGCUCUGCCUCUGGUGGUCACUUCAGCCUUUGAUUCUCAAAGAGACAGUGACUGUCUGCCAGGGCAGAGCCUUUUGAACAUCCCCAUGUGGACGUCAGGGGUUAAGGGAGACUUGUAAGGUGUGCAGAUCUGCAAGCUGACAGCUGGUUUCAAGUCUCCAAAGUUUCAGAUUCCUAAAUAUUUUUUUAUAUGAGCCAAGCAUGAUGGCACACGCCUGUAAUCUCAGCACUUGGGAGGCGAAGGCAAGAGGAUCAGGACUUCCUUCAUCCCCAGCUACAUAGCGAGUGCAGGGCUAGCCUGGGCUAUAUGAAACUGUCUGAAAGCAAUAAAUUAAAAGGAACUAUUUGAA